Molecule: messenger RNA, 2305 nt
Organism: Mauremys reevesii (Reeves's turtle)
Lineage: Eukaryota; Metazoa; Chordata; Testudines; Geoemydidae
Product: butyrophilin subfamily 1 member A1-like
Exons: 9
Coding region: 36-1583 (515 amino acids)
Molecular function (GO): protein binding
Source: RefSeq, a predicted model, not a curated record
UCCCUCCUCGCUCCUAUGCAAAGUCCAGCUCCAAGAUGGAGUUUUGGAGUCACCUGGAUCAAGUUACAGUGAAGAUGGAGGUUCUGUCAUUCUGCCACAGCUCCAGAGCCAGCUCCCCUCUCCCUGGGUUUAUUGUUUUCUUCCUUAUUUAUUAUGUUCACAAGAUUGAAUCAGCAAAGUUCACAGUGAUCGGACCCCAUGACCCUGCCACUGCUAUCCUGGGUCAGGAAACUGUUUUACCCUGUCACCUGUCCCCCCCGAUGAGCGCUGCAAACAUGGUGGUGAUAUGGUUCCGAUCUCAGUUGGCAUCCUUUGUGCACCUGUAUCGUGGUGGGAAGGAUCAGUAUGAUGGGCAGUUGCCAGAGUAUCAGGGAAGAACAGAGCUUUUGAAAGCUGGACUUAAAGAUGGAAACGUUCCCUUGAGGAUUCUCAAUAUCAGACGCUCUGAUGAAGGAAAAUACCACUGCUUUGUUCAAGAUGAUACUUUUUAUGAAGAAACCAUAUUGGAACUGCGAGUAGCAGGUCUGGGCUCUGCUCCUCUCAUCUCUGUUGAAGGUCACCAGGAUGGAGGGAUCCGGGUGAUUUGUCGAUCUGCUGGUUGGUACCCAGAGCCUGAGGUGCUGUGGAAAGAUUUCAAUGGGCGACAUUUACCAUCACUCUCUGAAACAAUAUCCCGAGGGGAUAACAACCUGUUUGAAAUAGAAACUGCUAUCGUUGUGAAAAAAUAUUCUAACCAAAACUUGUCCUGUUGCAUCAGGAACACCAUUCUCAAUCAAGAAAAGGAAUCAGCAGUUUAUAUAGCAGAUCCAUUUUUCCCACGGGUGAAUCCUUGGAUGGUGGCGCUGAGUGUGAUCCUGGUGGUUUUGAUUGGUUUUAUUGGCCUCACUGUUAAUCUCUUUAAAAUGAAAGGAAAACUUACUAAAGAAGUUGAGAAACGAGAUAAUGAAAUAAGGUGGAGAAGAUCUGUGGCACCUAUAGAAGAAGCGAAUGUGACACUGGAUCCAGACACGGCUCAUCCUGAGCUUGUCCUGUCUAAAGAUCAGAAAUGUGUGAAACGGGGAAACACAAGACAGCAACUGCCCAACACCCCUGAGAGAUUUGACACUGAGCCCUGUGUGCUGGGCUGUGAGGGAUUCACCUCGGGGAGACAUUGCUGGGAGGUGGAGGUGGGGGGUGGGCGAUACUGGGCUAUGGGGGUGGCCAGAGAGUCUGUGAGGAGGAAGGAAGGGAUCAGCCGUAGCCCUGAGGGGGGGAUCUGGGCUGUGGAGCGGUGGGAGGGUCAGAUCCGGGCUCUCACCUCCUCUGAGACCCCCCUAUCCCUGAGCCGGGUCCCCAGCAGGAUCCGGAUUUGUCUGGACUGUGACCGGGGGCAGGUGACAUUUAUCAAUGCUGGUGACGAGGCCCCGAUCUUCACUUUCCUGCCAGGCUUUGUCCCUGGGGAGAGAAUCCGACCUUGGCUGGCAGUGUGGUGGGGAUCCCAGCUCAGACUGUGUCCCUGUGCGGCAGGAGGGAUAACUCAGUGGGUUGAGCAUUGGCCUGCUAAACCCAGCCUUGUGAGUUCACUCCUUGAGGGGGCCAUUUAGGAAUCUAGGGCAGAAAUCUGUCAGGCACAGUGGGAUUAGUCCUGCUUUGAGCAGGGGGUUGAACUCAAUGAUCUCCUGAGGUCCCUUCCAACCCUGAUGUUCUAUGUGAGGGACCCCUUGACCCCAGCCUCACCACUGCAGAUGUUCUUGGGCAAGCUGGCUACCCUAUAAAAUAGGGGCCAUUAAACCAGCAGGUGUUUAGCUUGUGCUGCAGUAUUUGGACACCCAGUGACUGCUUAGGGUGACCAGAUGUCCCAAUUUUUGGGUCUUUUUCUUAUAUAGGCUCCUACUACCCCCCACCCCCUGUCCUGAUUUUUCACAUUUGCUGUCUGGUCACCCUAUGACUGCUGGACAAGCUCCCUGAUUUCUCUCAGUUUCAGUACUAGCCAGGACCUUAUGGAUGCUGCAGUGCAACCUUGAUUAACCUUUUUGUUUAUGGUAUCCCCAAGCAGAGAGUCCUUAGCCAGGUACCCCACUGCACAUCCAGGUGCAAUAACUGUGUAGGCAAACACGGCAUUUAUGGCUUAGCAGUCACUCCCACACAACCACUGACAUCUAAUGUACUGAGAAAACGUUGGCCAAGAUAUUCGUCUUUCCAUUUGAAAAGCAUUGUGGGAUCUUCAAUUUGUGCAUGGAAAGCCAAUGGAGACGAACAGCAGGGAACAACAUUUUGAGACACACUGUCAGGUUCAAUUUGGCCCAGAGUUUAGAUUUUGUAAAAA